AUGAGGCUCCCGCUGCUGCUCUCCUUGGCCGCGCUGGCCACCAGCAGCUUCUCCACGGAGCCAGAGACAGGCCCAGAAGGGAUGCACGAGGUGCAGCAACAACAGAGCCCUGCCUCAGGGAGCUCACAUGCCCGCCGGCUGGGGGACAGCGCCGGCAAACCAGCAUUUUCUUCCCGCGCCGAUAAAUGUUGGCCUCCUUCCUCCUCCUGCGUUCACCUUCCAGCACUCACCCCGGAGGUCUCCAUCGCCUACCGAGUCCUGGAGGUCUUCCCCCGAGGCCGCCGCGUGGUCAUCACCUGCCACUCGCAGAUGCCCCUGCCCGUCACCUACUCCCUCUGGGGGAGCCGGAACAUUGAAGUUUCCAAGAAGAUGGUGAGCACCCGCGACCCCGUCUCCUUCCACAUCAACGUCACGCUCAAGUCCAGGCCAGACCUGCUCACCUACACCUGCCAGGCCAGCACCAACUGGGGCCUGAGCCAGGCCAGCACCACGCUGCAGAUGUACUGGGAGCUGUGGGCCAAGCCUGUGUCCCAGCUGCAAACUGGCCUCACCCUGCUGGACAGAGGGGCAGGGCCAAGGUUGGAGAUGUCCUGCCAGGCGGCCUCGGGCAGCCCACCCAUCACCUACAGCCUGGUCGGGAAGGACGGGCACGUCCACAUGCGGCAGACGCCGCCGUACGGGCAGCCCGCCAACUUCUCGGUCCCGCUGACCCAGACACCGGCCUGGCUGCAGUGCCAGGCCCAAAAUGGCGUCGGGGUCCAGAGCAGCCCCCUCACGCUGGUGCCCCCAGGCCAGCUGCCCAAGGCCGCCACCUUCGUGCUGGCUGCCAGCCUCACCUCCAUCGCAGCCAUCACCUCCGGGAUGCUGGGCUGGACUGCGCGGAGCAGGUUGUGACCAGCAGGUGCAGGCUCUGCAGAGCCCCCACGAGCCCAUCCUGGCCGGACAGGAGGAGCCCCUGGGAAUGAAGAACAGCCGCAGCCCGGGCCCUGCUGCUCUGCAGCGAGGAUGUCAAGAUGGG
Molecule: messenger RNA, 1018 nt
Organism: Myotis daubentonii (Daubenton's bat)
Lineage: Eukaryota; Metazoa; Chordata; Mammalia; Chiroptera; Vespertilionidae
Gene: IL40
Product: interleukin 40
Source: RefSeq, a predicted model, not a curated record